AGCGCGUCGGCGUUUAAGAGUAAAAACCAAGAAAGUCUGCGAUGUCAUUGAGGUGCCGGACUUUACUUGUGGAGAAACUUCGACAGGUAGUAGCACACUCGCCCACUCUUCGACCGUCUUUACCUGGACACUCGCGAGACCGGUGCGCGAAGGUUCUUACCGUGAACGUGGUUACGGUGGCUAACGUGGUGCAUCGAUUCGUGCGACUGCUCUCAGCUAGCGCGAGCAUGAAAAGCAACGUCCUGUUCAGGCAGCUCUUCGACCAGAAGAGCUGCACCUACAGCUACCUUUUGGCCGACCUGAACACGAAGGAAGCCCUCCUGAUCGACCCGGUACUCGAGCAGGUGGAGAGAGAUGCCAAGCUGAUCAACGAACUCGGUCUUCGCUUAGCAUAUGCAGUGAAUACUCAUGUUCAUGCUGACCACAUAACUGGCUCUGGGAAACUGAAAGAUAUUCUGGAUAACUGCCGCAGCAUCAUCUCUGCUGCAUCCAACGCAAAAGCCGACGAUUACCUCAAUCCAGGAGAUAUGUUUGGAGUUGGCUGCGUUAAGCUGGAAGCGAGGGCCACUCCUGGCCAUACAAAUGGCUGCAUGACCUAUGUGUGGCACGACCAAAGAAAAGCCUUCACAGGUGAUGCACUGCUCAUUCGUGGUUGUGGAAGAACAGACUUUCAAGAAGGAAACCCAGAGCGCCUUUAUGACUCGGUACAUUCACAGAUACUCAGCUUGCCUAUAGACUACAACUUGUACCCUGCCCAUGACUACAAAGGUCAGACUGCCACUACAGUUGGAGAAGAGCUCAAGUACAACCCUCGACUGACAAAAUCUAAGGAAGAGUUUGUUGAUAUUAUGAACAAUCUCAACCUCAGCUAUCCCAAGAUGAUAGACAAGGCCGUUCCCGCCAACAUGGUGUGUGGGCUUCACGAUUUUGCUGAGACGUCAUGAACCCAGUUGCAAGAGCACAGCAAUACACACGUUACUGAUACCUACAAGAAACAGCUUUCAGGGUGUCUGUAAUUAUAUAUUAUACACAUGAUAAAAUAGCGCACAACAUUUUAGCCACAGUUGCUUUGUUAACUGUCGUCGUCUGACAGCAUUCCAUAGUAUGCAGGUUAAAUCUUUCCCACAUCUCGCUUCAGACACAUGUAGCAUGCAAGCACUGUGGCACCCAGAUUUAUUGAAAUUGCAAUAAAAGUAUUUUGUUGAGAACUCA
Messenger RNA from Dermacentor albipictus, 1212 nucleotides. RefSeq lists its product as uncharacterized. Lineage: Eukaryota; Metazoa; Arthropoda; Arachnida; Ixodida; Ixodidae. Gene Ontology annotation, cellular component: mitochondrion. Gene Ontology annotation, biological process: hydrogen sulfide metabolic process; glutathione metabolic process. Gene Ontology annotation, molecular function: sulfur dioxygenase activity. The record is from RefSeq and is a predicted model, not a curated record.